Messenger RNA from Triticum turgidum subsp. durum (durum wheat), 414 nucleotides. NCBI's taxonomy places the organism in Eukaryota, Viridiplantae, Streptophyta, Magnoliopsida, Poales, Poaceae. The record is from the annotation of a GenBank genome assembly.
AUGGGCGCCGACACCUGCAGCUUGUGCACAAUGGUCCGUAACCCUCUCCUUCCUGGCACAGGAGGAGCAGGAGCAAGGAUGCCGAGGCGGUUCAGGAUUGCCAUGGGAGCUUUGGAUGGUGGUCUUGGUAUUUCGCACAGUGACAAGAGAUUUGUUCGCUUCAAGAAGGAUAAGAAGCAGCUGGGCGCUGAGAUUCACCGCAAAUACAUCUAUGAAGGUCAUGUUGCUGACUACAUGAAGUCAAUAGCUGAUGAGGAACCUAAGAAGUACCAAUCUCACUUCAGUGAGUACAUCAAGAAGAAUAUUGCGGCCGAUGACAUGGAAGCACUGUACAAGAAGGUUCAUGCUGCUAUUUGUGCUUAUCCUACCAUGGCAAAAUCAACUAAGGAACCUUCAAAGACGCACAAGAGUUAG